AAAUUCCAAAAAGCAGUCUUACUAGCACACGUUUUUAACUCAACACGACAAGUGGAUUCGCUGAUUCUCCUUCACAAUUUUACAAUACCAUAUAAAUUCAAUUUCAAUUUUCAGGGACUCCACUCCUCCAUUAUCUAUCAACAACAAUUCGUAUUCGUAUUCUCAUUCCUUGCACGCACGCACGAUAAACAGAACAAGAACCAUUCCUAUAUUUCCGACGAAAAUUCCGAACGCAAAAAAAAUGGCGAAUGCAGUAUCAGGUAUGGCUGUGGAUGACGACUGCAAGUUGAAGUUUUUGGAGCUCAAAGCGAAAAGGACAUAUCGGUUCAUCGUUUUUAAGAUUGAGGAGAAGCAGAAGCAAGUUGUUGUGGAGAAGCUUGGUGAGCCAGCAAAUGGUUAUGAUGAUUUCACUGCGAGUCUUCCUGCUGAUGAGUGUCGAUAUGCUGUUUAUGAUUUUGAUUUUGUCACUGAAGAGAAUUGCCAGAAAAGCAGGAUUUUCUUCAUUGCAUGGUCCCCUGAUACUUCUAGGGUUAGGAGCAAGAUGAUUUAUGCCAGCUCCAAAGACAGAUUCAAGAGGGAGCUUGAUGGAAUUCAAGUUGAGUUGCAAGCAACUGAUCCUACUGAGAUGGGUCUUGAUGUGUUCAACAGCCGAGUCAAUUAAACGAUUGUGAUUAUGAAUAGUAGGUAUUGUGAUGGGGAGUUCCCUCCAGCCUUACUUACUCCUAUGGAGGUGUCUAUAGUUCGUGGGAUUGUCAAUUUGGCUAAUUGCAGACUCGAUUGUCCAAGUGUUGACAUGAAAUAUAUUGUAGUACCUAAAACAAGCAACUCUUAUUGGAGUUGAUAUUGUGGUUUGUGACUUGUGCAAUCUGUGUUUGGGUGUCUAUGCUAACUAAUUAAUUUUGUAACUGGUUCUUCUGUGGCCGGAUAAAAAUUUGGGGUCAGCUAUUCAUGUGAUAUUGACACUUGCUAUUUUACUGAUA
Molecule: messenger RNA, 980 nt
Organism: Lotus japonicus
Lineage: Eukaryota; Viridiplantae; Streptophyta; Magnoliopsida; Fabales; Fabaceae
Product: actin-depolymerizing factor 2
Exons: 3
Coding region: 242-661 (139 amino acids)
Biological process (GO): actin filament depolymerization
Cellular component (GO): cytoplasm; actin cytoskeleton
Molecular function (GO): actin filament binding
Source: RefSeq, a predicted model, not a curated record